CCCUAAAAACUAAUUUAAAUGUUCACAUGAGAAUUCACACAGGUGAGAAGCCUUUCUCCUGUGGAUCCUGUGGAAAGAGUUUCUCUCGAAAGGACGCUCUAAAUGUCCACAUGAUAACUCACACAGAUGAGAAGCCUUUCUCUUGUGGGACUUGUGGAAGAGGUUUCUCCCUAAAAACUCAUUUACAUGUUCACAUGAGAAUUCACGCAGGUGAGAAUACUUUCUCUUGUGGGACUUGUGGAAAAGGUUUCUCUCGGAAAGGCCAUGUAAAUGCUCAUAUGAAACUUCACACAGGUGAGAAGCCCUUCUCAUGUGAGACCUGUGGAAAGAGUUUCUCUCGAAAGGACGCUCUAAAUGUCCACAUGAUAACUCACACAGAUGAGAAGCCUUUCUCUUGUGGGUCUUGUGGAAGAAGUUUCUCUCAAAAAACUUAUUUAAAUGUUCACAUGAGAAUUCACACAGGUGAGAAGCCUUUCUCUUGUGGGAUCUGUGGAAAACGUUACAGUAAAAAAUGGACUUUAACUCAUCACAUGACAAUUCACACAGGUGAGAAGCCUUUCGCUUGUGGGAUCUGUGGAAAAAGUUACAGUGAAAAAGGGACUUUAACUCAUCACAUGAGAAUUCACACAGGUGAGAAGCCUUUCUCUUGUGGAUCCUGUGGAAAGAGUUUCUCUCGAAAGGACGCUCUAAAUGUCCACAUGAUAACUCACACAGAUGAGAAGCUUUUCUCUUGUGGGUCUUGUGGAAGAGGUUUCUCCCUAAAAACUCAUUUAAAUGUUCACAUGAGAAUUCACACAGGUGAAAAG
Molecule: messenger RNA, 806 nt
Organism: Xiphophorus hellerii (green swordtail)
Lineage: Eukaryota; Metazoa; Chordata; Actinopteri; Cyprinodontiformes; Poeciliidae
Product: gastrula zinc finger protein XlCGF57.1-like
Exons: 3
Biological process (GO): embryo development; regulation of transcription by RNA polymerase II
Cellular component (GO): nucleus
Molecular function (GO): DNA-binding transcription factor activity, RNA polymerase II-specific; RNA polymerase II transcription regulatory region sequence-specific DNA binding
Source: RefSeq, a predicted model, not a curated record